This is a messenger RNA of Paramecium tetraurelia, 297 nucleotides long. RefSeq lists its product as uncharacterized. NCBI's taxonomy places the organism in Eukaryota, Ciliophora, Oligohymenophorea, Peniculida, Parameciidae. The record is from RefSeq and is a predicted model, not a curated record. The transcript has 3 exons.
AUGGGAAACAAUUCGUAGAAGCAAUAGACAAUAGAAGAACCAAAAACUAAAGAGUCUACAAUUUAAAAGUCUCAAAGCUAGAAUCUUCUUGAUAUAAAUAAUGAUAAUCUAAUUAAAAAAGAUGACCCAGAAUUAGACCCUUUGGAACAAUAGGUGUAGACUGUUUUCGAUGAAUUAAUGUAAUCCAUAAAUGAAUUGGAUAAAGAUAUCGAAGAAAUGGUAAAAGAAUUAAGGGAAUAAUAGUAAUGAUAAUCAAAUAUAUAUAUAUAAAUUAAAUAGGACUGAGAUAACUAUUUA